AUGGCAUCCCGACUGCAGAUACGGCUGAUGACCUGGGAUGUAAAGGACACACUGCUCAGGCUUCGCCAACCUGUGGGUGAGGAGUAUGCCACCAAGGCCCGGGCCCACGGGCUGCAGGUAGAGCCUGCAGCCCUGGGGCAAGCCUUCAGGCAGGCGUACAAAGCUCAGAGCCACAGCUUUCCCAACUACGGCCUGAGCUGCGGCCUCACCUCCCGCCAGUGGUGGCUGGAUGUGGUCCGGCAGACCUUCUACCUGGCGGGUGUUCGCGACGUGCAGGCUGUGGCCCCCAUUGCUGACCAGUUGUAUGAGGACUUCAGCAGCCCUUGUACCUGGCAAGUGAUGGAGGGGGCCAGAACCACCCUGAUGCAGUGCCACAAGCGAGGUCUGAGGAUGGCCGUGGUCUCCAACUUCGACCGGCGGCUAGACGGCAUCCUGGUGGGCCUUGGCCUGCGGGAACACUUCGACUUUGUGCUGACCUCUGAGGCUGCCGGCUGGCCGAAACCAGACCCCCGAAUUUUCCACAAGGCUUUGCAGCUUGCUCACGUGGAGCCUGCAGUGGCAGCCCACGUUGGAGACAGCUACCGCUGUGAUUACCAGGGUGCCCAGGCUGUAGGCAUGCACAGUUUCCUUGUGACUGGACCAGAGCCUCUGGACCCUGUGGUCAAGAAUUCUGUACCUAAAGAACACAUUCUCCCCUCCCUAUCCCAUCUCCUGCCUGCGCUGGACCACCUGGAGGGCUCGCUCCCUGCGCCUUGA
Molecule: messenger RNA, 756 nt
Organism: Orycteropus afer afer
Lineage: Eukaryota; Metazoa; Chordata; Mammalia; Tubulidentata; Orycteropodidae
Gene: HDHD3
Product: haloacid dehalogenase like hydrolase domain containing 3
Exons: 1
Coding region: 1-756 (251 amino acids)
Source: RefSeq, a predicted model, not a curated record